UCAGUUUUCCAUUGCUUUGACGAAAGAUGGCCAAGUUUAUUCAUGGGGAAAAGGUGACAGCCAGAGACUUGGACACGGACCAGAGGGACAUGUUCGUUAUCCAAAACUCUUAGAAGGCUCGCAAGGGAAGAAGGUGAUUGAUGUGGCUGCUGGCUCCACCCACUGCCUGGCUCUGACUGAGGACAGCGAGGUCCACAGCUGGGGGAGCGACGACCAGUGCCAGCACUUUGACACCUUGUGCGUGACCAAGCCAGAACCUGCAGCAUUGCCCGGACUGCACACCAAACACACAGUGGGAAUUGCCUGUGGGCCUGCCCAGAGCUUUGCUUGGUCAUCGUGUUCUGAGUGGUCCAUUGGACUCUGUGUCCCUUUUGUGGUGGACAUUUGCUCAGUGACUUUUGAGCAGCUGGAUCUCCUGCUGCGGCAGGUGAGGGAGGGGAUGGACGGCUCCGCGGACUGGCCCCCGCCCCAGGAGAAAGAGUGCGUGGCUGGGCAACGCCGAAGCUUCUACGACUUCAGGUGUUCACGAGUUCCCUUCUUCUUGCUCCUUUUAUAAGUGUCUUAGGGAUUUGUAAGAAGGUUUAUGUAUUUUGAAGGGCAUGGGUUUUAGCCUAUUCGGGGAAGUAUUAGGAUUGUAAUGCGCUCAUAAUGGAUGCGAGGCUGAAAAAACUUGAUCUGGUGAUUUUAUGUUUGUGCUGGAAGUCAGCCUCGGCACGCAGGAAGAGGUGCAUGGAUUGUGCUAUUUUUGCUAUGAUGAGUGUGUCAGCAUUCUUCCUGUUUUACUGUUGUUGUGUGUGGAGAAGUGACUGGGUGAGAUCACAGGUGACGGGGGGAGGCGGUGCUCAGCUGAGAGACCAGUGUUGGCCCCUCUCUCCUCUGUGCUGUGAAAACCCUGCUCCAGGAGUGUCCAGUCUUGGUUUCCCUGGGCCAUGCUGGAAGAAUUGUCUUGGACUACACAUAAAAUACACUAACGA
Messenger RNA from Cercocebus atys (sooty mangabey), 974 nucleotides. RefSeq names its product E3 ubiquitin-protein ligase HERC2. Gene Ontology annotation, cellular component: cytoplasm. NCBI's taxonomy places the organism in Eukaryota, Metazoa, Chordata, Mammalia, Primates, Cercopithecidae. Gene Ontology annotation, molecular function: guanyl-nucleotide exchange factor activity. The transcript is spliced from 3 exons. The record is from RefSeq and is a predicted model, not a curated record. The annotation marks the transcript as partial.